Molecule: messenger RNA, 2745 nt
Organism: Biomphalaria glabrata
Lineage: Eukaryota; Metazoa; Mollusca; Gastropoda; Planorbidae
Exons: 4
Coding region: 553-1590 (345 amino acids)
Source: RefSeq, a predicted model, not a curated record
AUAUUACAUGGACUGCCAACUCUACGCACUAAGCCUAUAUUUUUCAAUAAACAAGUCCCGUUCACGGAGGCGUCCUUGGUUGCGUGGUAAAUUGACUUCCGGUAGAUUUUUUUUUACUAUAUAAAGAAACCAUUCCCGAAGAUUUUAUACCACCACUUUUACAGCAAAUCAUGAAUGGAAACUGAAUUGUUAUAGAAGAUGUUACAGAUUUAAGUGUGCACAAAUCAAUUUGUGACUUAAUUCUAUAACUGUAAAGCUUUAUAACUGAUUUUCUUAGCCAAUAUAGACUAAUUAGCCAAGCCUGUAUUUCGUGUAUUUUCUUGUUUACGACAUUUAUUGAACUGAGGUUCUUGUGAGAGCUUUAGUUAGAGCAUAGCCUAUAUAUAUAUACAUGGACUGCCAACUUUGCGCACUAAGGCUGUAUUUUUCAUUUGAACAAGUCCUGUUCACCGAGGCGUCCUUGGUUGCAGUGUAAAGUGACUUCCGGAGGAUUUUUUUACGAUGAAAGGAAACCAUCGCUGAACAUUUUAACCACCAUAUUCAAAAGAAAUCAUGAAUGAAAUCGCUACCAUAAUAGAAGAUGUUGCAGAGGAGCAGAUCUCAGUAAUAAACUUGGAGCAUGAAUCGCAUCAAGCCAAAGGCAUUCAAAGUUUACCACAAGUAAACCUGCACAUCGUCAAGGAUGUGUGUACUAAGUUGGAUAAAGAAAUCAGUUUUCCUGUGCAGUUUAAGCAUGAAUUGCAAAAUAUUGAUUAUGACAAGCUUGCUGAUAGUUUAAUGUUUUUGAAUGGUUGCCUGGUCACCAAGAGCAGAUUUGUAUCCAGUUGUACUGAAAGAGCAUGGAAAAAUUAUUACCGAUCGUAUAUAAUAAACAUGGGCCUUGUAAAGGAGGUUGUAAAAUGUCAGCAGCUAUCAGCGUGGAUAUCACUCAAAGUUUUUGAACAUCUAAUAAUAUUGGCUUAUGGGAACAAAAUGGAGAAAAAUGUUACCAGAAUCAACACACUCAAAGAUCAAGAAAAAAGUACAAUUAAUUAUAUUGGCGGAUGCAUUGUUAAAAAAAUUAAGAGAAAAGUUAUGAGAUCUGCCAAAACUGAGACAUGUGAUAAAAAAUUGUAUUGUCUCAGCCUAUUGGUUUGUCAAAGUCAAGAAGAAACUGUAGAAAAUCAAAUGACAUUUCUUCUGGAUAGAGGAGGCUUGACAUAUAUUAAGUCAAAAGUAGCUAAUUUACUUUAUGAAGCUGAAACCACAUUUCAAGACAUGGUAGGAGCUAAAGACCAAUUAAAACUGAGGAAUAUUAGUGUUUCUGAUUUUUUACAAAAAUGUUUGGAUAACCAAUUGAUUACAUCAGCUUUUUAUGGCUUAAUUAAUGAUGGUAAUAAAAUAGUUAAUGAUGAAAUAAUGGGGGAAAUUUUGGACACUAUUAUAAUUUUGUUUUUUAAAAUAAGAAUGCAUCACAAAUUAAAAGUUUUAAUGGACAGCAUUAGAAAACAAGAAAAUAAAUCAAGAAAAGAAAAAAGCCUCAGAAAGAAACUGAAAUCAUCUCAUCCAACAGAAACCAAUAAUAUUGAAACAGAAACCAAUAAGAUUUGAACAGAAACCAUUACUAUUUGUCAAGACUCAUUUUCUCUCUAAUAUACGUAUGUGUAUUACUAAAUGUACCCAAGUCCUGGGCAAUACCAUAACGACACAUACAACGACAGAAUAAAGAUUCAGAAUGCCAAUUCACAGACAUAUAACAUGUUUAUUACAUUAUCUGUACUAUAAUACAGAAUCAGUUCAGACAUUUGAAAUAUCCAGUAUUGAUUAAAAUUAUAACAGCUUAAUAUUCCAUAGACUGAAUAGUGACAACACAGAAAAAUAAUUAGAGUCUACACUUCAACUCUAUCUAUAUCCAAAAGUCCAACUGUCCUGGACUAGGAACACAACCACACUACUUUAUUAUGAGUUACAUUAUAUUCAACAAAAAUAUUUCACCAAGUAAAACAAUACAAAACAAAAACAGUUUUGAAGUCAACAACCUGAAUUGCCCCCUUCUCCUCUACAGUAAACAGGAGACCCAGGCUGACCAGAACUCAGUCCUGACACAUAUUAAAUCAAGCAUUUGCAGAAAGUUUAAUGUAAUUUAAAUGAGCUAAAAUUUAGUUUAUAUAGGAUGUUAAUGAAAAUAUUUUGAUUUUAUGUUUAAAAAACAAUUGUUCAUCUUCAUUGUUUUCUAUUUAUAUUUGUAUUAUUGUUUAUAUUAGUAAUACUGUGUUAUACAUAAAGAUUGAAUGAUUAUUUUUGUGGAAAAUAAAGCUUCAACUAAUUAAUGUGUUUUAGCAAAAAAUUAUGAGAACACAGAAAUUCUAAUUUUUUUUUAUAAUACUGAAUUGAAUUUUUGUUUGUGAAAGGCUAAAAACAGUGUAAUAAAUUGAUAAUAAAUUGAGACAUUGUUAACAUCUUUAUUGUUUUUGAAAGUAUGCAAGUUUCAAUGGAAAAAUUACAUUGACAUAGACAUGAAUGUGUAGAACAAUUGAGUUAGUGUUCCAAUGUAUCACUUAAUGAAAUGAAUGAAAGAGAAAUUAGAAGUUAUAGUCCAACAUUAAGUUAUAAAUUGAUAACAUUUAAUUAAACAUGAUUAGAGUUAAAAUUAUUAAAAAAAAGUAAUAAGCCUAUAUCAUAUUAUUGUAUUAUGAUAUAACAUACAUUACACAUAAAUGACAUUUACAUAUAUCAUAUAUUUGAAUUACAUAUUAAUGAGAUUUA